This is a messenger RNA of Myxocyprinus asiaticus (Chinese sucker), 1121 nucleotides long. Its product is annotated as small acidic protein-like. Bases 84 to 599 code for a protein of 171 amino acids. NCBI's taxonomy places the organism in Eukaryota, Metazoa, Chordata, Actinopteri, Cypriniformes, Catostomidae. The record is from RefSeq and is a predicted model, not a curated record. The transcript is spliced from 5 exons.
AACAGUACGCUAGUUGCUAAAACGCCGGAGCAGACAGGCGCUAGCUAUGUUUAUUUGACUACUGUAGUUGAAAACCUUGCAAAAUGAGUUCUUCUGACGAAAGAUGUAAAGGUACAAAACGAUCAGCAUCUCCAGAUGAAACCGGAUCCACACAAUGGGAAGCAGCGGACUUGGGGACAGACGAAAGGAAGCAGAAGUUUUUGAGACUGAUGGGAGCAGGAAAGAAAGAGCACACUGGACGCCUUGUUAUUGGGGAUCACAAGUCAACGUCCCAUUUUCGAAGUGGGACAGAGGAUCAGAAGAUCACUGCUGAGCUGGAGCACCAGUACCGGCUGGGUCUUGAUGGAAAGCUUUCAGGAAGGAAUAGGAGACACUGUGGUCUGGGAUUUAGUGAGCCCGAUCCACCAGCUGAGUGUCAGAGCACUGCUGCCUCAGAGCAAUCAGAGAGUUCAGAUAAGACCCCUAAGCAACCAUUAGAACAACACAAGGAAGAGAAAACACUUUCAUCUGACACAGAGCUCAAGAAACAGGUGCAGGACACAGACUCAAAAGAGGACAAGAAAAAGACAUUGAAAAUGGCAUUUGUAAAAGCAACAUAAAUGGGAGGGAAACAUGUUUAUAACACUGAGAUUUUUUGCUGUUGUAAUCUUUUCAUCUUCUAAAGUGUUCCCUUUAGUAAGUAAUGAUGGCACAUUUUUUAUUUCCUCAAAAAUUGUUUUUCAAUUUUCAAUGUCAUUUUGUCUGUGCCUGCCAAGUUAUUUGGACUUGCUUGGCCUUAUCGAAUCACAGUGGGAACUGAUUUUCUCCCUAUUGAAUGGUUCACCCGCAAAUGAAAGUUCUGUACUCACCCUCUUCCUCUUGUUGUUUGAAACCCAGAUGAUUUCUAAUGAAAUGAGGGUAAGGGGAAAAAUAGUGUAUGGGUUUCGAAAGACAUGAGGGUGAGUAGAUGAUAACAGAAUUUUCAUUUUUGAGGAACUGUUCCUUUAAGCAGGAUUGUUUAUGAAUUAUCAGGUCUAUUAGUCAAGAAGAAUGAAAUGGAGGAAAUAUACAGAUAAAAAUGUCAAUUGUGUGUAUUUAAAGGAGUUUGAAAAAAACUUGAUGUCAAUAAAGAGUUAAACAAG